AUGUCAGAGACUAGUCUAAUCGGGAAGAGUCAUAGACUGUUGUUCCAAUGUGAUCGCGGUGGCACGUACAUAAGCAAGAAAACCUCCAUAAAGGUUACAAACACAAAAAAAAUUGAUUGUCCUUUCAGAUUGAAAGGGGUGAAAAUGCGAACAGGUGAUGACUGGAUGGUAAGGGUGCCACAAGAUAUUUUGACAUCGUUGAAGAAGCAGAAUCCGGACAACGUGUCUACCAUUAAGACUGUAUAUAAUGCACGCCAGAAAUUUCAAACUGAAGAGAAAUCCGGUAAAACCCAAAUGCAAGUUGUCAUGUCAUUCCUACAACGUGAAGGAUACAUUUUCGAGAGUCGAACAAAUGAUGUAACCAAUGAGCUUGAAGAUUUAUUCUUCGCACAUCCAGGAUCAUUAGAGCGAUGGCGUGCAUUCCCGUACGUGUUAUUGAUGGACGUAACAUAUAAAACAAACAGAUGUCUGCAGUCAACAAUGGAUGGAUGCACUGGUCGACGAGUUAUUGUCACCGACAUAGAGUUGGCCUUGAUGAAUGCAUCUGCCCAGGAGUAUUUUGAGCAAAUGCAAGUCAUCCGUAACAGACAACAAAACUUGAAAUGCAUUCUACAAAACUUGGCGGACCUUGAGGUAGUGUUUCAAAACUUUCCAUUUGUUAUUAAUUAUCUUAAAGAUGUAUGGUUGACACCGUAUAAGGAGAUGUUUGUAUCCGCAUGGACCAAUAAAUAUCUGUAUUUUGGAAACCAAACAACUAAUAGAGUAGAGAGCCAGCAUGCCAAGUUGAAACGAUACUUGGAGUCAUCACAAUCAGAUUUGGUGACAUCACUGUCGUUUAUUCAUCACGUCAUCCAAUCACAGGACAUAGCUAUCAAAGCGAGUAUUGAGCAGAGCAAAACUAUCGUCCAACAUCGAUUCAAUAUACCGCACUUCCAGGAAUUAUGUGGUUUCGUUUCAAUCCACGCAUUGCAUCUGAUUUUGAAAGAAUUUGAGCGAUCUAAGAAUGCCGGAGAAGUUUCCUACAAAUGUGGAUGUCAACUUCGUACGAGCUAUGGACUACCAUGUGCGCACGAGCAAGCAAUAUAUUUGAACGAUGGUCGUCCCAUACCAAUUAAUUCCAUAGAUAAUUUUUGGAGGAAACUGGACUUAUCACUGUGUGUGUCUCUUCAAGACGAUGACAUCGAUUGUGUCGUCGAUCUGCAAGUGUUCAUGAAACAAUUUAAGCAGCAAACAAGGCAUGACAAAUUCAAUCUUUUAAGGAAGUUGAGGGAGAUAAUCACACCAUUGACAACUUUAAUUCGUGAACCUGUUGUUAAGACAAACACUCGUGGACGCCCCUCAAAGAAAAAAGUUGCAUCAAAUACUCGUGCUAAUCCGUCUGCAUUAGUGUUCGUUGAGUCUGAUUCCCCUCAUUCUCAGGAACCAAGCAGACACAGUUAUUCGUUUGGAGGCCCCGGCUCGAAGAGCAGGGAAGACAUAUCCACUCGUGCUAAUACGACUACAUUUGAGUUUGUUGAGCCAGAUAUUUUCCAAUUUCAAGAACCAGCGAGACACAGUUGCUCCUCUACUUACAACUACUCUGUACAUGCCUAUAUUCGUCAGUUUCCACCUAUACUUCAUCCUUACAUUAUGCAUGUACAAGACGUAACACCUGAUGAAAAUUGCAGCUUUCGAGCGAUAGUUGUCUGUCUUGGUCUUCACGAAGAUGCGUGGGCAACUAUCCGGUAUAACUUAAUAGAAGAAUUGCACAUAUUCAGGACACAAUAUGUUGAAAUAUUUGGCACUGAUGAUCAGUGGACUCGUGUUUACAACUCACCGAACUUCUUUGCAUUAGAUAGAGGAGCAUCGAUUGAGCAUUGGAUGACUAUGCCUGAUAUGGGUCUCUUGAUUGCUUCAAAGUUCAAUAUAGACAACCGUUCUCCGGCAGGCGUCGGGGUUAUUAUCAUAGAUAGCGAAGGCGAAAUCCGUCACUCUGAGUGUAAACCAAUCCGUAGGAUAGGCUCUAGCCUUGAAGCUAAAGCCGAUGCUUUCCUUUUUGGCAUCCAGUUAGCUAUACAAACAGAAGCUCCCAAACCAAGGAGACCGCAAGGAGUAGCUUCAGAUACCCUUCUAUCAUUACUGAAAGCAGAGCAGUCCCCUUCUGGAGCUUGUCAUAGGAUAAACUUUACAUAA
Messenger RNA from Tripterygium wilfordii, 2172 nucleotides. RefSeq lists its product as uncharacterized. Bases 1 to 2172 code for a protein of 723 amino acids. Gene Ontology annotation, molecular function: nucleic acid binding; RNA-DNA hybrid ribonuclease activity; zinc ion binding. The record is from RefSeq and is a predicted model, not a curated record. Lineage: Eukaryota; Viridiplantae; Streptophyta; Magnoliopsida; Celastrales; Celastraceae. The transcript is spliced from 6 exons.